CUAUUGAUUUUUGUUAUGAACUUCUAAUGCUUAAAUGUGUAGGUGUAAUUUCAUAAAAGGAAAUCCAAUCAAAUUCCAUUUAGAGAAACUCCGACGCAAUGUCCGGUUCCGAUCCCGGCAAGCUCAUCUACAAAGCCGACAAUUUAACAACGCUAAGCCUUACAAGGUGGAGUGCUGAUUGGGAAAGUGCUACCCGUUUGUAUGAACAAGCUGCCAAUGGAUUUCGAGUUUCGAAAGAUUAUGAGAAUGCUAAAUCGGCAUUCGAGAAAGCUUCCAAAGGACGAGAGAUGCUAUCCUCUCCCUGGGAUGCAGCUAAAAGCAUGGAGUCUGCUGCUGCAAUAGCAAAGGAACUACGCAACUGGACUGAAGUUAUUGACUUUUAUAGAAAGGCAUCCGAGUUAUACAUGCAGUGUGACAGACCACAAUAUGCAUCGGAUUCACUCGCCAAGGCUGCCCGUGCUGUGGAAGAUGCUUUGCCUAAUGGUGCCAUUAAACUGUAUGGUGAUGCCUGUGUUCUUCUUGAAGAUGAUCGAAAGGAACAGAUGGCCCUUGAUCUAUAUCAUGCUGUCACUAAUAUUUAUGUAAAACUUGAGAAGUACACAGAUGCUGUAGCUUUCCUUUUGAAAUUGGGCUUAGCAGCUGAUAAGUGCAAUGCUACAAAUAGUCAAUGCAAGGCGUAUCUUAGUGCAGUGAUCGUGUAUCUUUAUGCUCAUGACUUAAAGCAAGCAGAGAAGUGCUACAAUGACUGUUCUCAGUAAGCACAGUUCUUUCUCAACUUCUUUUGAACCGCUAAGCAUUGGUGUGUAACGCCCCUUACCCGAGACCGUUGCCGGAGUCGAGCACAAGGCACUACUAAACUUAUUUGAGCACUUAACCAAAUUUAGAUAAUUUAUAUAAUACUUUUCAGACAAGCUGUCCAACUGUGUCAUAGUUUCUAAAUAAUUCAUAUCUCGAGUUAUAAAACUCGAAAUCCAAAUCCGUAAAUUUUCUCUGAA
This is a messenger RNA of Gossypium arboreum, 995 nucleotides long. Its product is annotated as gamma-soluble NSF attachment protein-like. Bases 99 to 758 code for a protein of 219 amino acids. Gene Ontology annotation, cellular component: SNARE complex; vacuolar membrane. NCBI's taxonomy places the organism in Eukaryota, Viridiplantae, Streptophyta, Magnoliopsida, Malvales, Malvaceae. Gene Ontology annotation, biological process: intracellular protein transport. The transcript is spliced from 7 exons. The record is from RefSeq and is a predicted model, not a curated record. Gene Ontology annotation, molecular function: soluble NSF attachment protein activity; syntaxin binding.